AUGGCCGCAGCUAACGCCAUCAACCCUACACCAACUCAAUGGUCGUCGCCAAAUGUCGAGGCAAAGAUGAAUCCACGACCGCAGGCCUUCACUAGAAACGGGUUCACAAUCACAACUCAAAAACUGCCUAUCCUCAAAGCUGGUCCCAUCGAAGAAAUGACGAACAAACUUGGAAUCACUCCUCCAGAAAUGAUAUUCGGGGACAAUUUUGUAGCGAUCGAGCACAAUGUCAGUGGAUGGGGUAUAUCAUUUAAUACGUUUGACGCUUUGGACAAAGUCGACAAGACUGGGGCUGCAAUGCUCAAAGUUGCAUACUCCAAAGAAUGGCAAAAGAGCAGGGAACGCACUCACGACGGCAUAAAAGAAGUUGUGAAACCUUUUGACUGGUCCUACAGCACCGACUACAAAGGAACUGAGAAACCCGACGCCGCACCACUUAGUCCAUCCGACGUUGAAAUUCCAAUCGAGCUUCUCAAACGACCGGACCCAAUCUUGUUCUUUGACGACGUGAUGCUUUACGAGGACGAACUAGCCGAUAAUGGUAUUUCCAUGUUGUCUUGCAAAAUACGCGUUAUGCCUGAUCGCCUCCUCCUACUUGCUCGAUUCUUUAUGCGAUUGGACAAUGUUGUCUUCAGGCUUAGGGAUACGAGAAUAUACGUGGACUUCAACAAAGCCGAGGUAAUUAGGGACUAUCAAGCUCGGGAAAUGGGCUAUGAAGACGUACGAAAGACCCUGGCCAGCGGUCGCGAGGACAUUGCGGCGGUUAUGAGGGAUCCAAACAGACUCGCCCAAAUUUUGCCAAUUGUCGACCGUUCUCUAGAGCGAACCGUACUUCCAACUCAAUAA
Messenger RNA from Talaromyces marneffei, 846 nucleotides. RefSeq lists its product as uncharacterized. The record is from RefSeq and is a predicted model, not a curated record. The coding region runs from base 1 to 846 and encodes 281 amino acids. The transcript has 3 exons. Gene Ontology annotation, cellular component: cytosol. Gene Ontology annotation, biological process: TOR signaling. NCBI's taxonomy places the organism in Eukaryota, Fungi, Ascomycota, Eurotiomycetes, Eurotiales, Trichocomaceae.